Molecule: messenger RNA, 2038 nt
Organism: Salmo salar (Atlantic salmon)
Lineage: Eukaryota; Metazoa; Chordata; Actinopteri; Salmoniformes; Salmonidae
Product: dnaJ homolog subfamily B member 5
Cellular component (GO): cytosol
Molecular function (GO): protein-folding chaperone binding
Source: RefSeq, a predicted model, not a curated record
UGCAGUCAGCCGCUCAGUCAACCAACAGCCCAACCACAGCUAAAACAGCUAAGAGCUUUUCAGCACCAAAAAACAGCGGACAGCUCCUCAAUAAGCGAACACUAUGGUUCUGAUCUGGACCCAGUUUGGAGUGAAAACCAAAAAUGGAAAGUGCAAGGUCCGCGUUAUGAACAGGAAUGACAGCUCGGGCUCUUCAUCAGGGGAGAACCAGAAGGACCAAGAGGUUCCCGUUCUGUCCAGGCCUAUGGGGAAGGAUUUCUACAAGGUCCUGGGCGUCGAGUCUGACUCCAACGAAGACGACAUCAAGAAGGCGUACAGGAAGAUGGCCCUGAAGUUUCACCCCGACAAGAACAGCGCUGCGGACGCCGCGGACAAGUUUAAGGAGAUUGCAGAAGCUUAUGAGAUUCUGACCGACUCCAAGAAAAGGGUCAUCUAUGAUCAGUUUGGAGAAGAAGGUCUCAAGAACGGAGGCGGGGUGUCCAUGGCAGGCAAAGAGAACAACCCCCAUCACUAUAGUUACCACGGCGAUGCCCACGAGACCUUCUCAACAUUCUUCCAGGGCUCCGACCACUUCGACAUCUUCUUCGGGCCCGACGGCGAGGAGGAGCUUUUCAACCCCUUUAACCGUUUCACCUUCAGCAAAGGUGAUGGUUACCAUGGCAACUAUGGCCCCAACGGCGAGAAACUUCGGCGCGGGCGACGGCAGGGUGUGGAGGUGGUGCACGACCUCCUGGUGACCCUAGAAGAGGUGUUCCACGGCUGCUCUAAGCACAUGAAGAUCACGCGGCACCGCCUCAACCCAGACGGCCGCAGCCUUCGCACUGAGGAUAAGGUCCUGAACGUGGUGGUGAAAAAGGGAUGGAAGGAGGGUACCAAGAUCACCUUUCCCAGAGAGGGUGACGAGACGGCCAAUAGCAUACCCGCCGACGUGACCUUCGUCCUCAAGGACAAGAAACACCCCCACUACAAGAGGGACGGGUCCAACAUAGUCUAUACGGCAAAGAUCACCCUCAAAGAAGCUCUAUGUGGAUGCACAGUCAACGUCCCCACCCUCGACAACAGGACGAUGCCACUACCGUGCAGUGACGUCAUCAAGCCCGGCGCCAUCCGGCGGCUGAGGGGCGAGGGGCUGCCCCACGCCAAGACCCCCACCACACGUGGCGACCUGGUGGUGGAGUUCCAGGUGGCCUUCCCUGACAGGAUCCCUCCCCAGUCCAAAGAGAUCAUCAAACACAGCCUCAUUGGGUGCUAACAUGCUAUCGUGCUAACGACCACAACAGCUAGCCGAUACAAUCACAGCCUUGCUAGGUGCUAUGACAAUCCAGCACAGCUUCUCCCUGUGCUUGGUUUAGAGACAAUGGCAGGAAUGGAAUCUUUAAAAACAUAUAUACCUUUUUGAUUAUAGGCACUAUUCAUCAUCUACAAUGCCACAGGGGAAAAGGUUUACAGUUUAACUGGCAAAUGGACUCCUGAGUGUCUGGGCACGUUUUCUGACAGACUGACUAGCCUUUCUCUUGAAUGAAAAAGGGUAGAGGUACUCUUACUGUGUUGCCUAUAUCAAGAGUUUGGUAUGCCAAUAGAGUCAUUCGACUCAUUAGAGAAACCUGAGGUAGUUGACUGUCACGUGGCAAAAUGAUUCUACCAGUUGUAUGGUGUUCAUAUGACUGCACUUUUACAUUGAUUUAUUACAAUAACAAAUAUGUACUUGUGUACAAGACUGUACUAAUGUACAAAUAUAGUUAUCACUGUCUCUAAAAGAGAUUCAUUUGUCAAAUGUUCAACUGAAUCAUUUGAAACGUUUGUAUAUAUUUGUGCUUUAACUUAUACCAGAUGUUAAUGUAUUAUUCUAAAUUGACAAAUGGACAAAGAAAAGCAUGUUGAAUAAAUGAAAAUACCUGAAUUUUAAUAAAAGUUUUUGUGUUUUAUUAUAUUAAAAUGUGCAGCACUGGUCAUGAACUAUGAUUCAGGAUAAGAAUAAGCAUGUCCAUAUCACAAAAGGAAAUGAGAAAAAUGUGAAAUACAUUGAACAAAGCAAAAA